CUCCUCUGGCGCAUGCGCUCUGCACACUACGGCCCAAAGGCGUUGGUGGUUGGUGUCCGUACGAAGAUGCGUUGCACCCCGGCAGCAUCAGUACCAGCUCUGCCGUGCUAGAAAACCAAAUAGCGGGAGACGGAGGAGGAAUACCGGCGGUGUUUGCGGCUCGAGCGGCGCCGGUUGAUCGGAGCGGCGAGAUGGGGGACCAGAAGGUGAGGCGGAGCCGGAGGAACAGGUGUCUCUGAUGGGGGAAGCCGUUUCAGGGCGUAGCGUACAAAGGAAGGAGGUGGACAAGCUGCAAAACUGGGGAGUUUUUGGAUGCGGCACGGACUUGUGUGUGAUAGAUUUUGCUUUAUAUAUGAGUCAGCGUUAGCCUGGUUGAAGGUGAGGUUUCCCGGUCUAUGCCUACGAUGACUUGUUAUCGAUAAUUCGGUGUUAUUCCUGGGACGGGGGGCCUGGUGCAGCUCCUCUCGCAUCAACAGACAUUGCACAGUCCGUCAGUAUGAAUGGGCUUUUCACGAUGCACUGGUCAGCUAGAGACGAAAUGUAGCGUGCAUGAUCACCCAGAUGAGAAGUAAAAAAAAUCGUAUUGUAACCAAUCCAGUGCGAGUACAGUCUCUUUUGAAUCAGCUGUUCAAUGAUUGUGGAGCUGCAUAAUUCAAUUAGAAAUGCGCAUCCUUCCGCCCGUGAAGUGUCCUCCCUCCCUGUCCCUCUCUGAUCCUGUGUUUAAUCAUGUUUAAAAGGGUUCUCAGCGCCUAAAGCCCCAUGUGUCAUCUCUGAAGCAUCACACACUGAUUAAACCGGGCUCUACUGAGGUUGAUCUAAGUCUGUGAGAAGAGCUGCUUAAGUGUUUGUUUGGAGGAGAAACCUGCAGUCAUUUAUACCUCAGUCUCUGUUGGAGAAUAUGGAUUUGGACUUAUACUUUUAACCACUCCUUUUUUACCAAAAUCACUGUAUUCACAAAUAUUUUUUCUCCUUCAGGAAUCUCUGCGUAAGAUCACCCACACGCUGGCCAUGAAGAAUGAGGAAAUCUCAAACUUCGCUUGCACUCUAAAACAGAACCUGGAAAACUUGGAGGUAGUUAAAAAAAAUCACACACAAAGCUCAUCUACAACCAUUUUUUUCUGCAUAUAGUUAGUUUUUUCUUUAUCAAUGUGUUCUUGCAGACAGUUUUCUUUCUUAACUUGCUGUUUUGCUGUGUCAUCAGGCCAACUCCAACAGAGUCCAGGAGGACCUGGAGUCUGAGUUUAACGCUCUCCAUGCUGUUCUCGAUGAGAUGAAGGAAAACAUGUUGACUCGGAUCAAGCAGGAGAGAGCCAGUCGCACAUACGAGCUACAGGUAAGUGCUACUGUUUAUAAAACAACAGUAGAUGUGUUUUAUAACUUUUGCUAUUAAAGGGGUGGUAUUAUACUUUUUACAUUUACAACAAAAACUGCAGAGUUACAAUGUUUGUUGUCCAUACUAGCUGUAUGCAAAGUUUCAAAGUAUAAGGUACAUGUAUUUUGUCAUAAUCUUGGAAAAUAGAUGGAAACUGCUCAAAUUUCGGACAGUUGCAAGAAAAUGGGAGACUGUGAUCUAUGUGCGAGAUUUACUAAAAUGGUUAUGUAGAAUUAUAGGCUCUCCUUACUGGCUCAUCUGUGCUUCCAGUACAGCUGAUCAGCCUGCCUUCAAUAGUGUGUGAGGGGACACCAUAGACUGUAUAUAGAAUAUAUAGGUAUAUAUAUACCGUUUACAGUCUAUGCCUGACACCUACAGCAGAGUGUGGUAAUGCUCCAGUUAAGUGGAAGUUGAAAAACUAGCAAAUAUGACACCAGCAAAUGUGAGAAUUUUUUUAGCUUCUUUGUGCAAUAGUCUUGCAAUUAGUUGAUUAUUCACACUUGGCCCUAUGGUGGAAACUCUAAAUACUUAAAGUUUCAUAAUGGGAUUUUACAAACAAACAAACAAACAAACAAACAAACAAUGCAUAAUAUUGCAUCUCACAAUGCAAUAAAGUAGGCACAUUUUUUGUUUGUUCUAGCCAUGAAAUCAUUAAAUUAAUGUUGUUUGAACUUCAAGCUGUUAUACAGUCAUUUGCUGAAGUCUGUGAUAUUUCUUUAUGUUAUCUCCUGGCAUGCUCUAAAUUUUGCCACCAAAUAGCAGUUUUUGUCACCUCUAUUUCUUCCGUCGUAGAGAACAGUUUAUAAUUUUUCCAUGUCUAAAUAUCAUGAAAGUGUAUGUUAUUAUGUUUUCACUCUUGGUCAUGGUACAGGCUCUGAAAAGGAUAUUCUGGCAUAAAUUUAAGUUAUGGUCAAACACACUGCAACACUGAGUCAGACACCCCUUCGAGAGAUGAAUGUUGCCGACUGCUUGUUUCUCUGGUUAUACCAACUUUAGUAACGACCACAUGAUAGCAAUAUACAGCGGUCUAUGGAUCCACGCACAAACCUCAACCAAAAAGCCACUCUAUAGCCACAAAUAAUCAACAGUACAUAUAGGGUCCCAGCCAUCGCACUAGCCAUCAAACAUCUUUUUAGCUUUGCCUGAUUUCUUUAACAAAGAGACCAAACACAACUCACCCACUCUCCUUCAGCAGCCGCUUGUUUGUAGGGGAGCUCUGGCGAGUCAAUCAUGGAGUGCAGUGGAGUUUCGCAGCUCAAGGAAGAACAUUUAUGAUUAUUACUUCAUGGAAAUGCAAUCAGACUGAGACGCUAAGGCAGAAGGACUACUGUGUCUGCAAUGCAAAAUUAUUAAUAUGGUGAUUAUUACUUAAAGGGAAUGAUUAGCUAUUUGUGGCUGUAGAGUGGCUUUUUGGUUGAGGUUUGCACAUGGAGAGGUAGACCACUGUGUAUUGCUAUUGUGUGGUUGUUACUAAAGUUGGUAUAACUAGAGAAGCAAGCGGUCAGCAACAUUCAUCUCACAAGGGGGUAUCUGACUCGGUGUUACAGUGUGCUUGACCCUAAAUUGAUUUUACGCCGGAAUAUCCCUUUAAAAACUCUUCAGCCUCAGGGCAUGGCUAUGAUUGUCAAAUCAUGCUGCUGCAUAAUAAUCUCGGUAUAUCAUAUAGGAGUGUGUUAGUCAGCAGAUGUCCUCUGUUUGACUGUGCGAUGAUAUCUUUUUCUCAGAGUCAGCUGAGCGCCUGUUCGAAAGCCCUGGAGAGUUCAGAGGAGCUGUUGGAGCUGGCCAAUCAGACGCUCUGCUCCUCGGAGACAGAUGGUUUCACUCAGGUAACUGCCUGAUACUACUUCUGAUGAAACGCUGCUUUACUCUUUGCUCUGCUUGCUGAUUGUAACCCCAUUUAUAACUACUGAUGGUGAAUUUCAUGGUCCAUAUUUAUGAUGUGAUCUAUCCUUCUUGUGGUGUCCUACUACCAGAUAUUUUAACACAACCACCAGCAUGUUUUUUGUAUUAAAUGACUACUUGAUGGGCUACCACUCAGUUUUCUCUUCGCUCCGUAUCUCUCCUCUCUUUUUCCACGCCCUCUCUGCUUCUCCACCAGGCGGCCAAAGACAUUAAGGAUAGGUAUAGUACUCAGUAAUCUGUUGCUUCCCUUUCGUUGUAGACUCCUUUAAACAGUGAGCCCUCUUAUAAUGUAGCGUGCAUGCAUUCAGAUACGUAGCCACCGCACCCAUUGUGUAGACAAGAUGCACCAUGGAAAGCUUUCCAGUCCAGAGCCUUUUGUCUUUGUGUUGUGUCUAGUUGAGUCUGUACCAUUGUGUGCCAGCCUUGAUGACUGCUGCUCCCUCUCUGGCUUUAAUGUUUAUUUGGGUGAUGAGUUCAGUUGUAGAAACAGAAGUGUAGAAAAGCGGCCUUUUCUUAGUUGGCAGUAUUAGGAUCGUCUGUUUUUUUUUUUUUCCUCCAAAAGUCAGUGGAAUAAUGAGAGUUGCUUGUUUCCGCUCUGUUUGUUUGUGCGUUUUUGUGUGUUUCUCUUUGUCUGCAGCGUGACAAUGGCUCCAGCCUUUCGCCUUUCCCUGAAGGCUAAAGCCAGUGACAACAUGAGUCACCUGAUGGUGGAUUUCAGCCAGGAGAGGGGGAUGUUACAGGGCCUCAAAUUUCUCCCAGGUCUGCUCCACUUUCAUUCAAAGAAAUGCACAUUGAAACAAAAGGGCUGCAAGUGUUAACCACAUUGGUUGCCCGGUGUAAAUUUACAUCAGUACUUGGGUGUAUCCCACUCAUUGUUCUAUUUUUGUUCUAAUUUUUGUUCUUUUUGCUUGUUGUUGCUACUGGUUGCCAUAUGAAUUAGGAUGUCUGCUUCAAAAUCAAAAACAAGCAGUGGUUUGAUGUCAAAUAAAUGACCCUUGUUUUCACAAAGUUCCAAAACGUAUUUGAAAUAUUAAUGAGUGAAAUGACUGGCUCCAUGCAGUAUGAAAGGGGUCGCUCACAGUGAUGAAACCACAGAGAACAAGUCACCCGACUCUGCAGCUGUGUGAGGCUGCUUAACCUCUUUAAUGCAUUGGUGUGGUUUACAGCCCACACGUCUCCCUUCAGGGCUCAGAGUCAGUGUUAGCAGCUGUUUCCUGCAAAAAGUUCAGAUAAAACCCCUGUUCUGCACCCAACUAGCACCAAAAAGCUAAUGGAGAAUAAGGAGCUGAUGGAAGUGGCUUGUGGUAGAGUGAAUAAGAUUCAUCAGGUGGAAAGAAGAAUUAUAUUAGAUGAUAACAUUUCUGUUUAUGCUAAAUGUCUAAAAACAGUUUUUGCUAGCAAAAUUGCUACUUUGUAACACUGCCCCCAUGUGGCUUUAGUCAAUUGCUGCACUUGAGAUGUUAUUUUUAUGCAUCAUAAUGCAUCAUGGUAAGUUUAAAUGACAAUUUUUACAGUGCAUGUUUUAAGUUUGAGUAUUUUUCACUAUAUUGUAAGAGCAAGGGUUUGAGGAUGUUUUUGUAACAGGCCAACUGUCCUCUCUCUCCAGUUCCUGCAACUCCAGAGAUCCAAGUCUCAGAGUGCCAGGUUUGCGACAAUACAGUGACUGUCAUUUGGACCCUACCGGAGCCUGACAGUAAGAUUGACCACUACAUAUUGGAACAUCGACGCACAAACCACGAGGGCCCGCCGCGCAUCAGAGAAGACUACCCCUGGAUGGUGGUGGAGGGGAUACGAGAGUUAGAGCACACACUUACAGGUAGGGGGAGGACUGUGUGGGAGGUAUUUCUCGUCAUAAGUUUGAGGCCCGGGGAAGAAAGGAGUGAAUCAUAAUGAAAGUUGUGUUUUCAUUGUCAGGGCUGCGCUUUGACACCCGGUACAUAACGUUUCGAGUGAAAGCGUGUAACAAAGCUGUGGCAGGAGAGUUCUCUGAGCCGAUAACACUAGAAACUCAUGGUAAGAACACUUGACUGGAUUUAGAUCUAAAGCUGUAAUGUUGUUGAUAGAUUAUUAUCACUGACAAUGAGAAUUAAAUUUUGUGUCAUACUUUGAGAGUGUAAAUGAAAAGUUUCGCUCAUUCUUUUGUUGGCAGCCUUCACCUUCAAACUGGACUCUGCCUCCUCCCACCAGAACCUGAAGGUGGAGGACCUGAGUGUGGAGUGGGACAGCAGCGGAGGAAAGAUACAAGACAUCCGCAAGGAGAAGAACCGAACUAACUCUCCGAUGCACUCUCCAGCCAGGUCUGCAUGAACUUGUAGAAUCUGAUUUCAGUUGAGGACCCAUGAAGCCUUUUGACAUGUCCUUCCUGUCAUUAUGAGUGCAUCUCAAAAAUCUGGAGCCUUGAGAGUUUGUCGUCUACCAUCUGCCUCUGUCUCAUCAGGUCAGCUCUGAUGUCGCCAAAGAGGGCACCGACAGCCCGGCCUGGCAGAGACAGAUUUACUGCUGAGUCCUACACAGUGCUGGGUACGCAAAAAACACAUUUCGACAUCCUUAGGGCUAAAACUCACCAGGCUGCAGUAACUGGCUGUAUACUCAUAAGAACUAAGCUGCUGUGAGAGCAUAAAUCACUUCACUGAUCGAGCUUCGAGCAAAAAAAUUAAAUAGAGCUUCAGUAGAAACAGAAAAUACAAAGAGGCACCUUUUAGCCCUUCGACAUGCUGGGAACGACGCAAAUAUACGACACGAAAUUACGAAAUAUUCAGAGGCGAAUUUUGACACGCCUUACUAUACACAUCAAGCACAAUGCGGGUGGAAGCGAGAAGACUGACGCAACAGCAGACUGACUGUUUUCAGUUCUGAUUAGACACUAGUGUUGAGAUGGCUGUCUGUCAUGAUAGCAUGUACUGAGUCGAGGCCAGUACCAGAUAAGCACAUUAAACUAUAAUCCAUAAACGUAGGGUAACAACGGAGACAUAAUGUUGCUGUGACAGGGUCGUGAUUGAGUUUGAGACAGUGAAAAUACAUAUGGUAUGUUGUAUCUGAACAGGUUGGAAAGCUGGAUGCACAAGCAGAUGACUUACCAUGAAAGCUAGUUUUAACCCUCCCAUACUGUUCAAAUCCUGUACCCUCAAAGUAUGUUCCGGGUCAAAAUUGCCCCUUCAAAGAGUUCAAAGAGCAGCUUUCUGUCACAGAAAGUUGUCUUGACUAGUUAGGUCAUUUUGACCUCUGUCUGAGUGUGUCUGUGUGACUGUAUGUCUGUGUGCGUGCGUGUGUGUGUGUGUGUGUGUGUGUGUGUGUUUCUGUCAAGGUAAUGAUAGUUUCAUAAUGAUUUGAAUAUAUCUUUUUGAACAGCAAACCUUAUAUUGAACACUGUUGUUACUGUUUGUCACUUGUCCCACACUGCUAGAUCUGAAAUCCAUCUAAAUAGAUACGGGACAAAUUUUACCUGUAACAGCCUUAGAGGGGAAAAAUUUGUAGCACAUAAACAAAAAUACACAUGAAUAUUUUUCAAUUAAUUUCAUGUAUUUUGGGACACUUCAGGAAAAGUCAUCAAGUUUCAGGCUUAAAAAAUGAUGUUUAGGGUAUUUUUACUGCUGUUAAAAGUCAAAACGGGUCAAAUUUGACCUGAACAGUAUGUGAGGGUUAAGUCCAUUGGUCUCUCAAGGUUAUGGUGCUAUUUUACAAUUAUUAUAAACAGCAUAAUUUAUAGCAUAAGUACAGUAUUUCUAACUCCUUUUUCUCUGGUGAAACUGCCAAAACUCAAACUUAAUAUUAUGUAAGCAAGACUCUCCACAGAAACGUAUCAUGUCAGCAAUGAAAUGAGAAGCAGCAGUCGACAUUGCAUCGUAGUUACAAUCUGUAUCUUUUCAUUAGCCGACACAGUGAUUGAUGCUGGCCAGCAGUACUGGGAAGUGAAGUUUGACAAGGAGAGCAAAGCCUUCGCUGUGGGUGUGGCCCUGCGAAGCCUCGGACGAUUUGACCAGUUGGGGAAAAGCGGCGCUUCCUGGUGCAUCCAUCUGAACAACUGGCUGCAGCAGAGCCUCACAGCUAAGCACAACAACAAGGCUCGCACACUGGACUGUCCCAUCCCAGGCAGUAUAGGAGUCUAUGUGAACUAUGAGGAAGGCAAGAAUAACACGUACACAUAGACAGAGUGACUACUGGUCUGUUGAAGAUUUGACUCUUAAAACACACUUUAAACGUAGCGGUUUUGUUGUUCUGGGAUUGUGCAAAAGACAGAAACCAGCGAGUAGUUUGAAUAGUUUUGAACAGUUUUUAGACAGCAGAUAUGAAUAAUUUUAUGAUUUUCUCUCCACAGGUGUACUGUCUUUCUAUAACGCCAAAACUAGACAGCUAAUGCACACCUUCAAAACCAAGUUCCAGCAGCCAGUAAUACCAGCUUUCAUGGUGAGGGCUGCACUCAAAAACUUUCAAAUAUACAUUACAUAACUUUUCCCUUUUUCAAACUGCUUAUCUCUGUUCUUCCCCCCCUGCAGGUGUGGAACGGCAGUUUUUCAGUGGUGACAGGCCUGCAGGUCCCCAGCAUAGUGCAAAGUGGUCAGAGGAAAAACAGCAACACCAGCAGCUCCAACGCCAGCCUCACUUAGUCCCAUUUCUCGAGCCAGCUGGACGCCUUCCAGCUCUACUCUAGUACAGUCAGUGCUGCAGACUUCACCUCUGCUGCAGUCAAAGCCAUAUCAUGAAAGAGUUACAUCACUGGAAUCUGUUUGGUUUAGCCUGUUCCACAUGCGGUGUCUGUGUUGCAUGACAGCAUAUACGGUUUUGAGAACGAGUGAGUCAUUUGUGCCGUCGGACAGAUUCUUCAGAACUAUGACUCUGGCUGUUGUGCUUGCUCGGGACACGUUAGCUUUAGUCCUACUAGUUUCCCCUGUCUACACAUUUAUUCAGCACUGUCCCACUGUUGCUAGAGCAAUGAUUUAGCGCUGGCCGCUGCCCCCCCUCCUUCCUGUCCAUCACCAAAACUUUCAGCCGUACUGUCAAUGCAGCUAGCUGCGGGUACAGGGUCAAGGCCUGUCCUGUAUGCUCUCUCCCUGUGCCUUCCUCCUCAUUUCCAAACUCUUCGGCCAACACGCUAAUAUUUCACUGCAAGAAAUAGUCCCCCUAUACAUUAUACAAUGUUUCGUGCAAGUGUCACUGUAACUUGAGACGUUGCUUGAUGUUAAAUACCAAGUACUGAAUCUGCCUCUAUUCAUCAACCAACUUAUGUAAUCUAAAUAACAACCUGCUACUAGACAAUGCUGCUGAAUAGAAUGUAGUUCUUUACUUGAUCAGGAUUAUGAAACUCUUCUUCGCCAGCAAUUAGAAGAUCACAAGAAACAACCAACACAUAUUUGGUGUGUUUUAUUUAUGUUUCUUACAAAAGCAUGAAGAAUUAACAGUAUUUACUACAUUUCACAGUCUGUAGUCAGGUUUCACACUUAACGUACAAGAAAACGGAUCUAAAACCUGCUGCUGAGGUUCAGUUAGUUUUGAUUUAGAGCAGUGGUUCUCAAAUCCAGUCCUCGAGCCCCCCACUGUCCUGCAUGUUUUGGAUGUUUCCCGGCUCCAACACACCUGAUUCAAAUGAUCAACUCGUUAUCAAGCUCUGAAAACACACCUGAUUCAAAUGAUCAGCUCGUUAUCAAGCUCUGGAAUGGCUUAAUAACGAGCUGAUCAUUUGAAUCAGGUGUGUUGGAGCAGGGGAACAUACAAAACAUGCAGGACGGGGGGCUCGAGGACUGGACUUGAGAACCACUGAUUUAAAGUCACUGUCAGCUGUAGACUUAAUCUGACAGCUAGACUCUGCACAGAGAGUUAGAUGAGGGUUUUCUACAGUGUUUUACUACAUGUAGAGGGGUCAUAGUGUUCAGAUAUGGCUUCAGAAGUUUGGAAAUGACUGUACUGUAUACGUUAUAUUCACUCAAUUGCACCCUAAUGCUUGUAUGUAAAGUCUGUAUGUGUCUAUACCUAAUUCCACAACUUUACUGAAAAGAAUCCCAUAAUUAGUAGCGGAAUGACUGUUUUCCAAGUAUAACACAUAGCUAGCAAGGAGCUCCUGGAAACAACUUGUCUUUAAAGAGCUAUCCAGGUUUUGGACCCAACUAGAUGAGAAGCAAAUAUGAGAAACUGAAGUUUUGAGGUCCUUCUUUGUCACCAACCCUCUGUUAUGUUUCCCCGUUUACCGUCUUGCUUUGACAUGCUCUUCCCUGUGUGAGUGUGUGCUUCUGAGUAACUGUAGCCUACAAUGCUUUAAAAAGAAGCUUCCAGCUGAGAAUUAUGUUCACUUUAUUUCACAUGCUGACAUGACGUCACAGUUUAUUGUAAAUAGUUUUCCACUACAGUGUAUCAGUCAUUGAGGUAAUAAAGAGGUAAGAUGACUUUGUUCUCCGAUUACUGCUUCGAUAAGGAACAAAUCAAAGAGAAGGAAAAAAAGUGUCUCAGAGAAAAAAGAAAAAAAAAAUUGAUACAAGACCUUAAAAAUAAAAACUAAUUUGUAGCUGGUGCAUGGCAGUUACUUGUUCAUGUCUGAUUUAAUUUGACAGACAUUUUUUUUUUACUUUACAGAAAAAAUAUUUACAAUUCAUUUACACACAGUUAGCAAAUAGGUGACAUCUCUUUACAGCAAAUAUAGUACAACAUAUCCAAUGACUAAAAAACUAUAAACAACACUGACAGAUCGAUACAGUGCAAAAUGUACAAGACAAGCAGUGACGCUAAUGUGACGCUUAUUAGUGAAUAAAUUACAGUGAAUUUAUUUGCUAAUGAGAGAAAGGGAGGGGUGAAUCAAUAAAGUGUCAAUCUUCUGAGCAGAUCUACUGCUGACAGCCAACGAGGAGGAGCAAAGACAAGGACGAGCUUGUCCGUGUAUAUACAACUGCUCCCCGCGGCUUGUAGUCCUUCAUCUUGUCGGCACAGACUCAUACAGUGGAUUUCUCUGUACAAGCUCGAGAGUCAUAGAUGUUUUGAGAGGUUCUCACCAGGAGAUGUCACUCUUGACACUUCACCUUUUGCUGCAGUACGAGUUUCAGCUCAGGCAGUAUGGCAAAAGGAACUAGAGGACACAGGACAAUAAGUCUUAGUAUGAAGGCGAGAGUAUUUAAUAAAUGAGAAAAGAAAUCAGGCUGAAAAUAAAGCACUAAAAUGAAGAAUGAGUGGACUUACUCUGUGCGGUAGUUUCUUGGUGGGGUCUCAUCUUUGAAUCCUGGUUGAUGGAGGGGGAGGUAGAGAGGGGAGGUGCUGGAGGAUGGGACCACUUGCGAGGAAGGGGGGUAGGUGGCAUCAUCGCUUUCUUUGGAGCUUUAAGUAGACCAAAAAACACGCAGUGAUUAGAGGUCAUAAAAAGUUAAGUCAUUUUAGGUCACGCGGUAAGAAGAGAGAAAACAUUUUCACCGCAUCUAAGAUUGUUUGAUUAAGAGUGUGGGACUUACGCUGCAGUGUGACCUCGGAGGAAUCCUCGGCCUCCUUUUCUUUCUGCUCCACUGUUUGAACACAAGCUUAUGUCAGCGAUAGCAGAGUGAAAAAAUGAAGCCACACCUGUUUCUGUUUGCACGGCAUGAGAAAAUGGCAGCGAUGAUAGAUGGACUGCAUGAUUGGAUAGGCAGAGGUGGGUUCCUACUUACAUGUAAAAUUCAGAUAAAUGCUUUCCAUUUCAUCUUGUUCUGGUGCUGGUGCUGGUGUUGGUGCUGGUUCAGGGCUCGGUAUCCUGGGAACUAAAGAAAGAAAGUCACAUCAUUAAAAUUAUUACAUGUUUGCUGCAAUGUAGGGUACAGUAUAAUCACCAAGGAACACAAAGCUUACUGUCGUG
Molecule: messenger RNA, 11075 nt
Organism: Xyrichtys novacula (pearly razorfish)
Lineage: Eukaryota; Metazoa; Chordata; Actinopteri; Labriformes; Labridae
Source: the annotation of a GenBank genome assembly